GGCAAGGAAGGAAGAUUUUAAAAUUAAAGACAAAAAUAUCAAAACAACAAGGACAGAGGAAACACGCUGGUGCAAAGGUGAGAGAUUAAUUAAACAUCCAUCCAGAGCCAAAGUUAACUGAGCACAGGAUUUCAGUCACCAUGGUUACACUGGACUUCAGGACACUGACAGUGCCGGUGGGCAUUGUGCGGAUACUGGAGGUGAUCUUCACCUGUAUCUCCUUCAGCUUGGUGGCGUCGGUGGGCCACAGCACCAUGUCCUUCUGGACAUGGUGCAUGUUCACCUGGUGCUUCUGCUUCUGCGUCACCCUCCUCAUACUCCUGCUGGAAUUCACCAGUCUCAGCGCAAAGUUGCCCAUCUCCUGGGACGACUUCACCACCGCUUUUGCCAUGUUGGCUACUCUAAUGGUGCUGGCAGCAUCCAUCAUCUAUCCCACCUUCUACACUUGCGCUAGCUGUGGUAAACAGAUCGGUGCCACUGUUAUUUCCUGUCUGGCCUUCAUCCUAUAUGCCACUGAGGUCGGGCUGACCCGGGCCAAACCUGGUGAGAUAAGUGGAUUUCUGUCCACCAUCCCAGGCCUCCUCAAGGUUCUGGAGGCCUUCGUGGCCUGCAUCAUUUUCAUCUGCUUGGACUACAACCAGUUCUCUAAGCAUCCAGGACUCCAGUGGUGUGUCGCUGUCUACUCCAUCUGCUUCAUUUUUGCCAUACUUGUCAUCAUUUUUACCAUCUGCCGCCUCCUGUCUCUCUUCCCGGCACCAUUUGACAAAGUUCUGACAGGCUGCAAUGUGUUGGCAGUGCUGAUGUACAUCACAGCUGUGGUCAUCUGGCCGUUGUACAGCUUCCAGGACAAUCCCAGACCCAGCUCCUGCCAAAGAGGUUUUUGUUCAUGGGAUAAUUUAGUGGUUAUCUCUUUCAUGACCUGUGUCAACUUUGUUGCUUAUGUUGUGGAUACAGUUUAUUCUUUUAGAUUGGUCUUCUUCAUCACCAGAACAUAGGUUGCUAUACUUCCUGUUUCAGUU
Molecule: messenger RNA, 1019 nt
Organism: Toxotes jaculatrix (banded archerfish)
Lineage: Eukaryota; Metazoa; Chordata; Actinopteri; Toxotidae
Product: myeloid-associated differentiation marker-like
Exons: 2
Coding region: 141-995 (284 amino acids)
Cellular component (GO): membrane
Source: RefSeq, a predicted model, not a curated record